AUGUCCCUUGGGACAUCUGCCAUUGACCCGGCAUUACGUUCGUCAUCCUCACAAGUUCGAGAUGUUCCCGACUUCACGUCGCCUCAGGAAGGCGAUGGGUCGUCUUCGAUGAAGUUCGAGGGUGCCGAGUCGGCCCAGGCCUACCAUUCUUCCAACUCAACGACGUCCUUCCCCCCAACCACCGAAUAUCCAGAGAGUUCAGCGGCAGAAUAUGCCCCUUCGGCUGCAGGACUCUCUGCUCUGGCAUCUGCUGCCUCUGAUCAGACCUCCUAUAUACGGGCCUAUGAUAACGCAGACAACUCGAACAACAACCAUAAUGCCAGCCAAAGUGUAAAUUAUGCAACGUCUGCUGCAACCGCAACCAACGGAGGACACGGUAGCACCACGGCCAAUGCCGAUGCAAACAACCAAACUACUCCGAGAUCAGACGCCACUACGCCAUAUGGUUACGCUCGUGCUUCAAGGAAGCUUUCACCAGGCCGUUCUGACGGCUCAAACUCUCCUGUCUCACGAACGGAUACGCCCAACUUUCAUGGCUCAACCAGCAUCCCUCCCCACAAUAUGUUUGACAACGUUGGUCUCGCGGACCCCAACUUUACCCCGUCUGGAAACUUUGCUUCAUUACAGCUGCAACACCCGUCCCCGGGCUCCACAUCUUCCAACGAACGCCAUCUUGACGGGCCCCAGACAUACGAGAACCUGGUUGCAGCAAACACAUCCUUAAAAACCCGUGUCAAUGAACUGGAAUUAAUAAAUGAUCUCUUUCAGGACUCUGAAUCUCGUCUACGGCAGUCACUCAAAGAGGCACAAAAGCGAGAAGAGGAGCUAAAACGUAGGAUAAGCGAGCUUGAAGGCCGCUUAUCCGAACAAGAACUGGGUCAAUCUAAGGAUGAACCCGCAGAACCUCAUGCUAAAAGGUGUCGACUUUCCGACUCUUCGGAAAAGGCUGGAGUCGACAGCAAAUCCUCUGCGGACGUCUAG
Molecule: messenger RNA, 981 nt
Organism: Microsporum canis CBS 113480
Lineage: Eukaryota; Fungi; Ascomycota; Eurotiomycetes; Onygenales; Arthrodermataceae
Product: GATA transcription factor
Exons: 3
Coding region: 1-981 (326 amino acids)
Source: RefSeq, a predicted model, not a curated record